AUGGUCAAUAAGCGCAGCAGUGGACAGGGCUCUCAGCCUGCGAAGAAGGCCAAAGCCAAGGCCAAAGCGUCAAGUGGCGCGCCAGAUGCUGCAGCUGUGGUGGCCGCGGCAACGCAGGCAGGAGGUCUGGCGCCUGUGACUUCUUUGGCAAAUGCUGGCGUUUUGCAGGCUCACCUGGAUUGUGUUCAGAGCUACCAUGCCGCAGCAGUUUCGGGCAAGGCUGAGCUGCUCACACCGCCCAAGAGGUGCUUUGUGCAGCCUUUCGAGGAGAAGGCAGCGGUUGCAAGCCUGAAGCGGGACGGGAAAUACUUGUGCGCCAUUAAUUUGGCUUGGCUCAAUCCGACCUACAACCCUCUCCCGCAGAUGCCAUUGAACAAGGGGGCGAUCAAGCACAUCCGCCAGCACUGGUUUUCUGCUCCAGCGUCAUUUGAUUCCCAGAAGCUUGUGGUAGCAGUUCUGCGAGCGGAGGUGGAGGCUGAGCAGCUGCCCGCUUUUGGUCUCUGGCGUACCAUGUCGCCUGUGGAGUCUCUCAUAGCUUGGUAUGAAGGGGCUGCGGAGACAGCUAGCGUGGUCAGCGAGCAGGGGGACGAUCCUGACAAUGUGUUGGAUGCCUGGCUGGAACACUUGCUCACUGCGCCCGCGACCUUGCAGAUGGUGGACAGCGAGCAAGACCUCAUGUGGAAGGCCCAACAAUGGAAGGAAGACACGAGUGCCCUGGGUGUGCUAGCCUGCACGGCAAUUCAAAGGGUCUUUGAUAUCCAGCACCGUCGUGCCACGAUGGGCGAGCAUUUCACUCCAGAGCGCGUUGUGGAGGAGUACAACAAGAACCUGACGCUGUCGGUGAAGUCUGACGCCAUCAAGGUUGGCCUUGUCAAUCACUGCACGGCUAUCUUUGACAGGCUUCUUUGCCACCAGCGCGUCCUGGAUUUGAUGCUCCAGGAGGAUGGAGAGAACCCCGAGCGCAGCAUCUUUGCUUGCAACGCGCAGCUCCAUGCCUUGGCUGCCAAAGUCGGCAGCCUGACUGUGGACGAGAAGUGCUGGGUAGUUGCCCUCAUGAUUGACCAGCGCCGGGCUGGCAUCCUGGACCCUUCCUCAGCCACAUCCCGCUUUCUGCAAGGGACAACUGCAGAGAGAAACAAGGGCUACAUCGACCUGCUUAUGCUGAAGAUGCGCAUUAAGAAUCAUCUGCUUGGUGUCUUCUUCGAAGGCGCGGGCAAGGCUGUGAAUGCCGACCACAAGAGUUGUCUCCGACAGGUUUUCAGCAGCCCCGAAGAGUAUCGCAAGAAGUUUGGCUUCCCGCAACAGCCAGAGGAAGAUCUCUCCUGGAAGGCUGGUUGGCCUGCCAGCAGCGAUUUGCUUCUCCGGGUGAUGCAGGACAUUCUCUACUCGGCCAAGUACGAUUCGGAGCUGAAGACAGCCUGUCGCAACAACUCAGAGGUUGUGGACAUUCUGAAUGGCUCUGGGGACGUUUCAGACCAGAUGCGUGCGUUUGCGGAACAGCUUCGGAAGGAGGCAGCGGAAGCGCAACUGGCGGCCGCCGCAGCGGAGCCGGGACCAGCUGGACAAGCUGCUGCAGGAGCGGCUGUGACAGAUCCGGAGCCGAUCCGAAGCCCAGCUGUCGCAAUCUUCCUGCAUGGGCGGAAAUGUCUCGAUGAAGAGCUCCUGAAGGAAGCCGAAACUAAGGCCCGGUUCCUCAUCAAUUCGAAUGUGAAUUUCACAGUCUACCCCUCCAGUGCCACGGAGCUUGAAAGCGCUUUGAAGAAGAGCAGUGCAGCCAAACCUUGUGAGGCUCCCAAGUGGUGCCUUGUCAUGGUGGAUCCUGCGCAACUCGGCGAGGCUGCCACGGCCCCGCACCUCCGCACCGUUCCCUUGAACUCGAAGUUCAUCACGCAUUUCCUCAAGGCAGUUGUGAUGUCCAGAGAUCACACCGGCAACAUGCUCGGCGGCCGGGACUUGUAUGUCAUGUGCUCCAAUGGAUCCCAGAGCACGCUCAACAAGCUCCCUGGACUUCUGCAGGACAGUCACGAAGCAUGGCCAUUUUAA
Molecule: messenger RNA, 2043 nt
Organism: Symbiodinium pilosum
Lineage: Eukaryota; Dinophyceae; Suessiales; Symbiodiniaceae
Source: the annotation of a GenBank genome assembly